This is a messenger RNA of Penicillium brasilianum, 1185 nucleotides long. The record is from the annotation of a GenBank genome assembly. Lineage: Eukaryota; Fungi; Ascomycota; Eurotiomycetes; Eurotiales; Aspergillaceae.
UCUUCAUCAUGUUCGUGACAAACUUCACCUUUACGCCUUCUUUCGCAUAUUGCAUAAUUCCUGCGUGUCCUGCGUCUCGUACAUACUCAUGAUACAUCCAACUUCCAUUUGAUACAUCUGGUCUCGUUAUUUCUCUUUCUUCUCCAUACCCCGACCUUUCAUUAUCCUGCCUUCGGAGAGCGAUUGAAACAUGUCCGACGACGAGGACUACUAUGAGUGGGAGGAGGACUACCCCUUUGAGGACCUUGUGCCAGAUCUGGUGGACGAACUCGCCGCAUCCUCCAACUACGAAGCGACAAUGUACGAGGACCCGGAUGCCGAUCUUGCAGAGUACCUCAGCGACUGGGAAUACUACUCGGAUGACUAUCACGACGAUGACCCCACCGUGAAGCAAUCAAAACGAAUCGAUGCCAUCCCGAACACACGCCGAAAACAAUCUGCCAUGCAAGCGAACCGAGUCUCCGCGCCGCGGUCGUCCCUGGGGCCUGAUAUUACUUCGUUCCAAGGUGUCAUCUGGCGUACACCGGGCAUGGGCGAUGACCUAGAUCUUGCUGUGCAAAUCUACGAGCCGGGAAAUGGGGAAAAAGUGGCGCUCUUGGAGAACUGGCGGGAUAUAUUCAAGUCUGUUCAGCCCGCUCUGGACAAGUCGCGGCUACGCAAGAGACGGGCAGUAGAUACUCCGUCGGUCGAACCGGAAUUUGCGGACGAUGAGUUUCCCUGCGACGAUGAUGAGGAGGAAGAGGACAGCUCCAUCGAAAUGUCCGAUAUCCUGUCGACCGACAAUAUGGCCGACAAGGAUGAUGCCGGAGAUGCCUCGAACACUACGCCGGAAGAGCUGGCACAGUCGCCGCAGGAGGUGCCGAUGCCGGUUGAUUCGGCGUCCGAGAAGAGAGGCCGCAAGCGAAAGGCCGAGGCUCCUCCAGAGGAGCCGAACAAGGACAACCCUGGCGGAGACAACGCAACACGGGUGCGGACGAAGCGGGUGGCUUCGGAGGCUUCGGCAAAGGGAGCUGAGAAGACGGCAAGAUCGGCUACUUCGUCCGGCCCAGUACGGAGAUCUGCGAGGCAGAAGAAGUAAUCUAAAGGACCUUUGAACAUGACCUGGCGUUUCUUAAUUCAUAGUGCAAUCACUUCGGUCAUGAGAUUUAACGGAAAAAGUUAAUGAAACGCAGUCACUCACGAGCA